CAAAAAUGGCAGAAGAGAGCGAUUCCAAUUCUAGACCAUGCCAGGUUUUGAAGCUGGAUCUCUUCAUUGAACAGCAAUAAAACCCGUCAAUGUAAACAUGUCGACUGCACAUUCAGUCAGUUCACACAACAGACUUUAGCAUAGAUGUACAUCUUUUCACUUUUUGUCUCUCUCUGGCUUGUCCAGAGAGUAACUGCCGACUCAUUCUACGGGGGAUAUUCUCAGUCGACCAAGUACUGCGGAAUCGUGAAUGUUGGUAAUGACAAGUCUAACCCUGGUAUUUAUUGCCAGUGCCUUUUCUCCGGCGAAUACUUGGACUGCAACGCCGAAUUUGAGAGCUUUCUUGUCAAUGACCAGGGGCAGUUGAAAUUUGGAGCUAACGGCGCUGCACAACAUUCCUGCCACGGCUGGAGUCUGUUUGACACUAUACUCGCGGCAAACUGCAGCGGACCAACAAUAACAAUGGUGAACUUAGAUGAGAUGUGCGGGACCGCAAACGGUAAGUUGAUGUGUGGAGAACAGCAUAGUCAAGGCUCGGCGACCUCAUCUCUCGCUACUCCCACUGCUUCAUCAGGGGUUGAGUCGACGCCAGCCUCCACCUUUACUACAAGUCCAGCCCCGAAAUCCACUUCUCCAGUGAAUCUGGAUGAUCAGACAACCUCUGUGGUGCAGACUCCAAUCUCAUCCCCGAGUAUCGAUGACAGCCAGACCCCUCAGUCUACAACGAUCAGUACAGAGCCUAGCGCGACCGCUUCCGCUGAUACCACAAAUACUUGUGGGUCAGUACAAAAGCGUACUCUACAGCAGAUGAGAAUUAUGGGCCGCUGAGAGGCUGUUAUGAAAGAGUGAGAAUACUCAUGAUAACUGAUCCAAGGGUGAAGGUAGCCGCCUCUGUGGAAUGCAUUUCAAUACACUUUGUUUCUAGUGGUCUUCUUAUAUAGAAAUGUUAAGAUAAAGUCAGGUGUCCUCU
Penicillium subrubescens is the source of this 970-nucleotide messenger RNA. RefSeq lists its product as uncharacterized. Bases 145 to 828 code for a protein of 227 amino acids. NCBI's taxonomy places the organism in Eukaryota, Fungi, Ascomycota, Eurotiomycetes, Eurotiales, Aspergillaceae. The transcript is spliced from 3 exons. The record is from RefSeq and is a predicted model, not a curated record.